This is a messenger RNA of Lontra canadensis (Northern American river otter), 1371 nucleotides long. Its product is annotated as serpin B8-like. Gene Ontology annotation, cellular component: cytoplasm. Gene Ontology annotation, biological process: negative regulation of endopeptidase activity. Lineage: Eukaryota; Metazoa; Chordata; Mammalia; Carnivora; Mustelidae. The coding region runs from base 128 to 1252 and encodes 374 amino acids. The record is from RefSeq and is a predicted model, not a curated record. Gene Ontology annotation, molecular function: serine-type endopeptidase inhibitor activity. The transcript is spliced from 7 exons.
AGGCAAUCCGGUUGGCUCUGAGUCACCCGCCGGAAGCCUCGCCCAGGAUCAAAGCCGCCGGGAAGCUCGCAGCGAGCUGGAGGAGCAGCCGCCGCCGCCGCAGCCGGAGUCUCCCAGACCUUCCCUCAUGGACGAUCUCUAUGAAGCAAAUGGCAGUUUUGCCAUCAACUUACUGAAAGUGUUGGGUGAAGAGGACAGCUCCCGAAAUGUGUUCUUCUCCCCUCUGAGCAUCUCCUCAGCCCUGGCCAUGGUCUUCAUGGGGGCCAAAGGAAACACUGCUGCCCAGAUGUCCCAGGUGCUUUGUUUGAACAGAGGCGGAGAAGUUCACCAAGGUUUCCGGUCCCUUCUCAAGGAGGUUAACAAGUCUGGCACUCAGUACUUGCUCAGAACUGCCAACAGACUCUUCGGAGAGAAGACGUGUGAUUUCCUUCCUGCCUUUAGGGAAUCCUGUCAGGAGUUCUACCAGGCCGAGCUGGAGGAGCUGUCGUUCGCUGAAGACACAGAGGCGAGCAGGAGACACAUCAACGACUGGGUGACCGAGAAGACGGGAGGUAAGAUUUCAGAGAUCCUGGGUGCUGGGACCGUGGAUCCACUGACUAAGUUGGUUCUCGUGAAUGCCAUCUAUUUCAAAGGAAAGUGGAAUGAGCAGUUUGACAGGAAGUACACAAGGGGAAUGCCCUUUAAAGUCAACCAGGAGAAAAAGACGGUGCAGAUGAUGUUCAAGCAAGCUAAAUUUAAAACGGGGUACGUGGCUGAGGCGCACACGCAGGUGCUGGAGCUGCCCUACGCGGGGCAGGAGCUCAGCUUGCUGGUUCUUCUGCCGGAUGACGACACUGAGCUCGCCGUGGUGGAAAAAGCACUUACGUAUGAGAAGUUCAGAGACUGGACAAAUCCAGAGAAGAUGACUAAGGAUAAAGUUCAAGUUUUCCUUCCCCGAUUGAAGCUGGAGGAGAGUUAUGACUUGGAAUCUUUUCUUCGAAGUUUAGGUAUGACUGAUGCCUUUGAGGAAGCCAAGGCAGACUUUUCUGGAAUGUCAGCUAAGAAGAAUGUGCCCGUGUCCAAGGUGGCGCACAAGUGCUUCAUAGAGGUGAACGAGGAGGGCACGGAGGCGGCCGGGGCCACAGCCGUGGUCAGGAACGCUCGGUGCCUCAGACCCGAACCAAGAUUUUGUGCAGACCACCCUUUCCUUUUCUUCAUCAUACACCGCAGCACCAGCAGCAUUUUGUUCUGUGGCAGGCUCUGCUCUCCAUAGGGAGGUGCAGUCCCUAUAAACACCCUCCUUUCGCUUCUGCCAACCUUGUCUUAAUACAGAUUCCUGGGACUGAAUGGUGUGGUGGUUUGGAUGCCCAAACGAGGAGUGUGCAUCUGGGA